Messenger RNA from Xiphophorus maculatus (southern platyfish), 2222 nucleotides. RefSeq names its product sorting nexin-27-like (gene snx27b). The transcript has 13 exons. Gene Ontology annotation, molecular function: protein binding; phosphatidylinositol-3-phosphate binding. NCBI's taxonomy places the organism in Eukaryota, Metazoa, Chordata, Actinopteri, Cyprinodontiformes, Poeciliidae. Gene Ontology annotation, cellular component: early endosome. The coding region runs from base 141 to 1847 and encodes 568 amino acids. Gene Ontology annotation, biological process: intracellular protein transport; signal transduction. The record is from RefSeq and is a predicted model, not a curated record.
UCAUCGGCAUUACUCGUCUUUUUCCGGCGUGUACCAGUCAUUUAGCUAGCCAAGCUGAUUAGCCAGGCUACUACAGCUAAUGUUUGUAGGAAAUUUAACGUUCGGGGAAUUAGACUGAAUGAUACAAACAGUGUAGAAAGAUGGCGGACGUAAAGGGACAAGGAGUUUGCUCCUCGGUCCCUCCGUUGCCUCGCCCUUCCUCCCGUAACGGCUCCGGUAGCGGCAGCGUUACGCCAGACACCGGCGGCAGCUGGCAGACGCCAACCACCGUUACUUCAGGCCCCAGGCUGGUGCGGAUAGUGAAGUCUGACUCGGGCUACGGCUUCAACGUUCGGGGGCAAGUAAGCGAAGGCGGGCAGCUGCGGAGCAUUAACGGGGAGCUGUACGCUCCUCUGCAGCAUGUGAGUGCUGUCCUCCCCGGGGGAGCUGCAGACAGAGCCGGUAUCUCAAAGGGGGAUAGGAUCCUGGAAGUCAAUGGUGUAAAUGUAGAGGGAGCCACACACAAGCAGGUGGUGGACCUGAUCCGGGCUGGCGAGAAGGAGCUGGUGCUGGCAGUUCUGUCCGUCCCACCGCAGGAAGCCGACUGCCUGGAUCCUGGUGACGACGUGUCGGCCCUGUCCUGUUAUGACUACUCUGACAAGCAGGCCGUCCCGAUCUCCAUUCCGAGCUACAAACACACUGAACUCAAUAGUGAAAAGUUUGUGGUAUAUAAUGUGUACAUGGCUGGUAGGCAGCUGUGCUCCAAGCGUUAUCGGGAGUUUGUGAUUUUACACCAAAACCUUAAGAGGGAAUUUGCCAACUUUACGUUCCCCAAACUUCCUGGGAAGUGGCCUUUUUCACUCUCUGAGCAGCAGCUAGAUGCACGGCGCCGAGGCCUGGAGGAAUACCUCGAAAAAGUCUGUUCAGUACGGGUAAUUGGAGAAAGCGACAUCAUGCAGGAGUUCUUGUCUGAAUCAGACGAGAACUAUAACGGUGUUUCAGACGUGGAGUUGAGAAUAGCCAUGCCAGAUAAUACUACCCUCACUGUUAGAGUUCGUAAAAACUCUACUACAGACCAGGUUUAUCAGGCCGUGGUCAUGAAGCUUGGCAUAGACAGUAUAACUGCUAGCUACUUUGCUCUGUUUGAGGUCAUCAACCAUACCUUCGUGCGUAAACUGGCCCCCAACGAGUUCCCCCACAAACUUUAUGUACAGAACUAUACCUCAGCCAUCCCAGGAACCUGCCUCACUCUGCGAAAGUGGCUCUUCACCACAGAAGAAGAGAUCUUGCUCAGUGACAACCAACUUGCUGUCAGCUACUUCUUUCACCAGGCAGCUGAUGAUGUGAAGAAAGGCUUCAUUAAAGUUGAGCAGAAGUCUUAUCAGCUCCAAAAACUGGCAGAGCAGAAGAAGAUGUCCAUGUACUUGAGUUUGUUACGGAGCUGUGAGGGCUACAAUGAGAUCGUAUUCCCUCAUUGUUCCUGUGACUCCCGACGUAAAGGCCAUGUGAUCACAGCCAUCAGUAUACAUAACUUUAAGCUACACGCCUGUACAGAAGAAGGUACUCUGGAGAGCCAGGUGAUUGCUUUCGAAUGGGGGGAGAUGCAGAGAUGGGACACAGACGAAGAGGGCAUGGCUUUCUGUUUUGAAUAUGCACGGGGAGAGAAGAAGCCGCGCUGGGUGAAGAUUUUUACUCCUUAUUUUAACUACAUGCAUGAGUGCUUCGAGAGAGUCUUCUGUGAGCUGAAGUGGAGGAAAGAGGUGGAAGAGGAGGCCACAGACAAGGACAACAAGAACUGCAGUAAAGAUGGUAUGUGUGGAAAGAAUAUUUUCCAACUGUUGAGGCACAGAAGAGAUGGGGGCACGUAGGGGGAGAACAUUGUCACCGACUCAGCUGAGUGUUUACCCUGACCCAGUCUCACUCAGCCAAGAACUUACAUGGUCAUCAUUUACACUCCAUUAACUACAACACAGGACGCUGCCCCCCACAUGUUAACCAACAACCAUCUGCUGAAAAACAUGAAAACACAAGCAUUAAAAAAAAAAAGAAACUACAUGACUCAUGAGCCAGAACUUUAUGAACAUGUGUUAAACUAAAGUUUUGGCAGACCUAAAGUGAAGAAUUCAUGCAAGGUGUUCUUCCUGGUCAGAAGUGGAUUGUAAGCAGGAUGAUUUAAACUUUUUUUUUGUUGUUUUUUGGAGCUGAAGAAAAACUAUUGAAGUGAAUAAUCGGUGCAAAAACAA